Messenger RNA from Arabidopsis thaliana (thale cress), 1617 nucleotides. RefSeq names its product EamA-like transporter family protein. NCBI's taxonomy places the organism in Eukaryota, Viridiplantae, Streptophyta, Magnoliopsida, Brassicales, Brassicaceae. Bases 320 to 1330 code for a protein of 336 amino acids. The record is from RefSeq and is marked reviewed. Gene Ontology annotation, biological process: nucleotide-sugar transmembrane transport. The transcript is spliced from 5 exons. Gene Ontology annotation, cellular component: membrane.
UUUCUUACUAAAUAAAAGGAAACCUACGGAAGAGCAAAACAUAAUUUUCAUGGCAUAAAGAGUGAGAGAGAGAGAGUCAUAGACAGGAGACGUUUGAGAUUGAUGAACAGCGAAUUCGAAACAAAUCACAUGGAAGAAGAGCUCUCUUUCGCUACCGUUACCUUCUCCACUUUUCUCCUUCAUUAGGGUUUUCUCUCUUAUUUAGCUGCGCAGCUCUCUCUCUUUCUUACGGAUUCACUUCUUAAAACUCGUUAAUUUCUUGUGGGUUUUUGUCUCUUUUGCGAUCUGAUUCCGAAAGUUGAGUGAGAGUGAGAGAAUCAUGGAGGAAGGAAGUAUGUUCAGAUCUCUAUUAGCGAUUCUUCAGUGGUGGGGUUUCAAUGUUACCGUCAUCAUCAUGAACAAAUGGAUCUUUCAGAAACUGGAUUUUAAGUUUCCACUAUCGGUUUCAUGUGUUCACUUCAUAUGUUCGUCGAUUGGAGCUUACAUCGUUAUCAAAGUUCUCAAGCUUAAACCAUUGAUUGUUGUCGAUCCUGAAGAUCGAUGGAGGAGGAUUUUUCCAAUGUCUUUCGUGUUUUGUAUCAACAUUGUCUUGGGAAAUGUCAGUCUUCGUUACAUUCCGGUUUCGUUUAUGCAGACGAUUAAGUCUUUCACUCCAGCUACUACAGUUGUGUUACAGUGGCUGGUAUGGAGGAAAUACUUUGACUGGCGUAUUUGGGCGUCUCUCGUGCCUAUUGUUGGUGGAAUUCUUCUGACAUCUGUGACUGAACUUAGUUUUAACAUGUUUGGAUUCUGUGCUGCCCUGUUUGGAUGUUUAGCUACUUCCACAAAGACCAUUCUAGCCGAAUCUCUUCUUCAUGGUUACAAAUUUGACAGCAUAAACACCGUUUACUAUAUGGCGCCUUUUGCCACCAUGAUUCUCGGGAUACCAGCGUUAUUACUGGAAGGCAGUGGAAUUUUGAGCUGGUUUGAAGCACACCCUGCUCCCUGGUCAGCCCUCAUCAUUAUACUCAGUUCUGGUGUUCUAGCCUUCUGUCUCAACUUCUCCAUCUUCUAUGUCAUUCACUCCACAACUGCAGUCACAUUCAACGUGGCUGGAAACCUUAAGGUUGCAGUGGCUGUAAUGGUCUCAUGGUUGAUAUUCCGUAACCCAAUAUCAUAUAUGAAUGCUGUUGGAUGCGGAAUUACGCUUGUGGGCUGCACGUUUUAUGGAUAUGUGAGGCAUAUGCUUUCACAGCAAACACCGGGAACUCCUAGGACUCCUCGUACCCCAAGAAGCAAGAUGGAAUUACUUCCACUUGUUAAUAAUGAUAAACUCGAAGGCAAAGUCUGAUCUUCUUCAUUCCGCAGCUCAGUUUAGUACUCACUGGUUCAGGGUGCUGCAGAAGAGAAGCAUUGACACAAGGGGUGUUGAAUUUUUACUAAAUAUGCAUUUUACUCAAAAACCUUAGUAGAGAAAAGUUACAUUUUUUUUUUUCGUUUUGAUUUGAGCUCGUAGAAGAGAUAAUGGUUCCUACUACUAUUUAUAUUUCUGUGAAGUGUAGAAUCUUUUAAUUUAUCAAAUACAUUUUCUGAAACCCGAAGGAGAGAACUACUACAUUUAUUGCUUCUUCUUUUUUG